UGUUGUCAUCAUUGAAUAUUAAUCUCGGAAUCAUUCUGCUUUUGUAUCCCGUACAGCUUGUUCGUACAGCUUGUUCGAUUUCGUCAAAUCGGAGUUUAUCGCUGGGGACGGCUGGGAUGGGAUGUGCCUGGCCCGUUCCAACCCCUAAAAUGAAUGAGUGACGUCUUAGGCGUGGGGCGUGGGAAACUCCGUUAGUGGCGCUGUCCAAUAUACCGAGUAGUAACCCGUUUUCAUCUCCGUACUUACUCUAUUCUCUUGACUGGAUCUUGAGAACCUCGGACCUUUUAACUGCCUUUAAACCAUUGUGUUAUUCGAUCGCCGUUGACUUUAAGCUUCAGUUGGUCUAGGCUCAUUGUUCAGAGAGUCAUACUUGGCAAGCAUAUGUGAUCUUCGUUUCCCUCGUUAGAUAGACGACAACCUGAGGGGCUUAUCGCAAUCGGAACCAGUUCGCUGACCCAAAUAUUCACAACCACCCGCGCGGCCCCGUCGCCACAGACAAAACCCACGCCAUCUUUGUCUGGGAGUACCAGAUAAGCGUGCAAGAAUCAUGAUACGAUCCCGCGAAGAUGUCAAGAAGCGGGUAGGCCGGAAGUUGACCAAGAAGAGGAGGGAAGACCGCCGGGUCACUAUGGAGAUCCCCAAGCGCUUUGAGGAUGGCGAUGACGCAGAAGAGGACUGCACGGCUCCCAAGGGACAGAACGGAUUGAUUAAUCAGUCUGUAUUUGGGAUGAUCGCAGCUGCACGUUCCCAAGCCGACUUCCAUGCAAGAUUCGACGGCCAGGAUAGCGAUGAUGAGGAGGACGAGACGACGGAACCGGAAGACGCCUCAAGACCGUCGGAGGCUUCUUCCGGCCCUGCCACGACCAAAGCUCCUACAGAUGAGCGUAUAUCACGACAUAGAUUUCAUAGACGCAAGCUUUCCGAUAAUAAGCUUCUACGAUCCUUAUCGCAACUCGGCAUCAAGAACAGAAACAAACAUGCACAGCUAUCGACAGCUUCAAGCGAUCCGGUCACGCCGGAAAAGACCAAGGACACUGAAAGACAUCAUAUAACACGGUCGCCUUUUAAAGGCCCUCCUAUAAUGAGCCAGAUGCUCGAAGCAAAGGCAGAGGCGGUGCAGCGGGCAAGCUUCGAUUCGAGGCGAUCAGACUAUAUAUCAGGGCAGUCGGACGAUGGUGCAGAUGGCGCAGAAGGUUCACCGAGCGACCUGGCGAUACGGUUGAUGGAGAUUUUCGAGUUCGAGAGCCCCGAACUGGUUAUUGAUGAAUAUCCUUGCUGGCUUAUGAAGAGCGUACUGCUCCAAGGGUACAUGUAUCUUACCGAAAAGCACAUCUGCUUCUACGCAUAUCUCCCUAAGAAAUCGAACGAGAUAGUUAAAUCAGGAUAUCUAAGCAAACGUGGACUCAAGAACCCAAAGUAUAACCGCUACUGGUUCAACCUGCAAGGCGAUGUGCUGUCAUACUAUACGGAUCCUUCUGACAAGUACUUCCCAUCCGGCAAUAUCGAUCUCAGAUAUGGUAUAUCUGCAAGCGUUGUAGACAAAGAGAAACCCUUUUUCGAAGUUAUAACCAACCACCGGAGGUAUCAAUUCCACGCCGACAGUAUACCGAGCGCGAAGGAAUGGGUGAAGGCACUUCAGAAGAUUAUGUUCCGUUCUCAUAAUGAUGGAGAUAGCGUCAAAAUUUCAUUGCCGAUUGAGAAUGUGAUCGACGUGGAAGACAGCCCGGUGAUUGACUUCGCGGAAACCUGCAAGAUUCGAGUAAUCGACAAUGAUGAAACAUACGCUAUUGAUGAGUACUUCUUCUCGUUUUUCAGCUUUGGAAAGCAAGCAUUGAUCAUUCUUCGCACUCUUGUGUCGGAUUCGGCAGCAAAGCAAAUACCAGAAGGCCUGUUGGUACAGCCACGAGGAAACUCCGGCAGUAACAGCCCUAAGGCAGGUUCAUCUAGGCCUAGCCUUGCGAUUUCGACAAGAGAGACCAAACCGUUUCUAAACCAUGGCAAGGCAACUUCUUCAGGGCUCGAAGAGAGCGUUAAGGCAACACUAACAGCUCUUAUCUCGUCCCCUCUUCACGUACAUAGUCCGAGAGCUAGCGGCGACUUUUCUAGAGCAAGCUUUGACAUCAACCAGAGAAGUACUAGCCAGACUAGAGCUUCGAGACGCAGUAUGGAUGUUAGCAGAUUUAACUUGGACGGGCAAGGUAGAAAUGGGAGUCCCAGCAACGACAGACGAAGCUUCAGUAGGGAUCGGUUACCCGAGAAGAAGAAUUCUGAGAAGCAAGAUUCGUCCGACUCAUAUGUUCAUUCGAUGGAAGAGUCCUCGGCCGCUGCUCAAUCAGCUAGCGAGGAUGUCGAAGGGUCUGCUAGUCAGAUACUGAGGGGCAGCGAAGGAUUCUUCCAACCUACUAUCCAUCGCUCUGCAUCUACACCAAGGCGCCGAGAUGAUACUCAAUUGCCUGGGGGUCCGCUGCUACCACAGACACCUAUGCUACUACCACACGCAGCAACGAUUGACGCAUAUGAACUGCCAAAGCUAACUCAGGCUGAUAAUGCGUCUUCACCUUCUUUACAGACCUUAGCUAAAGCUGGUGCAUACCCGCUGCAGAGGGCAGCUGGCUUUGCUAACUACCUCAACCGCCAUUCAAAACGCAUGAGCACCCUUCUUGCAACGGAGUCUAUGGGAUAUGUUGAGAAGGUCUCGGGGAUGUGGAAAGGUGGGAAGAAGCAUUACGACGAGCCACUAGGCCACGGGCUAGAGGAUGACACAGACGAUGAAGGUGGCCAAUCUGAUGGAGCUGAACAUCGCUUCCAAGCCCAUUUUGCCCUUCCAGCUGGCGAAAAGUUGCAGGCGGCAUAUUUUGGCUACUUUCACAGAGUACUACCUCUCUAUGGCAAGAUCUACAUUAGCAAUCGCUCGUUUUGCUUUAGAAGCCUUUUACCUGGCUCUCGCACAAAGCUGAUUCUGCCACUCAAAGACAUUGAAAAUGUAGACAAAGAGAAGGGCUUCCGCUUUGGCUAUUCUGGGCUAGUUGUCGUUGUUAAGGGGCACGAGGAACUCUUCUUUGAGUUCGGACAACCCGACGCAAGAGAUGAUUGCUGUGUCACUUUACUUCAGAACCUCGAAACGAUUCGCUACCUUAAGGAAUCGGGCUUGCUGACGCAAGAGGAAGAGGAAAGUGCAGCAUGGGCGGUUGCGGAGAAUAAGGCUUUGCAAGAAGCUCGUCAAGAAUCACGGCAGCAUAGCCAUGACCUCGAAUUGCCAACUACUGUGGAAGGCGCCUCAACUGAGACGGCCCCUAUAAUGUUCGACGACCCCAGAGCGUCGAUAUUAAACUUUAAGCCCACGGAGUCGCUUCGCAUUACUUGUUUAACAAUUGGCUCGCGCGGAGAUGUUCAGCCAUACAUAGCGCUAUGCAAGGGAUUUAUAGCGGAAGGACAUAGGCCAAAGAUCGCGACACAUGUUGAAUUCAAGGAUUGGAUCGAGGGCCAUGGCAUCGAGUUCGCUCCCGUCGGAGGCGACCCGGCUGAGCUUAUGCGCAUUUGCGUUGAGAAUGGCAUGUUCACAUACUCAUUCUUGAAAGAAGCGUCAACGAAUUUCCGCGGUUGGAUCGAUGACCUACUUUCUUCGUCUUGGGCGGCUUGCCAGAAUUCAGAUGUCCUCAUCGAGAGCCCCAGCGCCAUGGCUGGCAUACAUAUCGCCGAAGCGUUAGGAAUUCCAUACUUCCGCGCCUUUACGAUGCCCUGGACAAGAACGCGCGCCUAUCCCCAUGCCUUUGCCGUGCCAGAGCACAAGAUGGGCGGAGCGUAUAACUACAUCACCUACGUCAUGUUCGAUAAUGUCUUCUGGAAAGCCAUUGCGGGCCAGAUUAAUAGGUGGCGUAAGAAGGAGCUUAGUCUCCCUCGCACCACCCUGGAGAAGAUGCAGCCCAAUAAGGUGCCAUUCCUGUACAACUUCAGUCCCUCGGUCGUCGUGCCACCGCUCGAUUACAGUGACUGGAUCAGGGUGACGGGGUACUGGUUCCUCGACGAAGGCGCCGGUUAUAAGCCACCUAAGGAGAUCUCCGAUUUCAUCGCUAAGGCUAGGGCUGAUGGGAAGAAGCUCGUCUAUAUUGGGUUCGGUUCUAUCGUUGUAUCAGACUCGGCUGCUCUCACGAAAACGGUAGUCAAUUCAGUGCUAAAGGCCGAUGUUCGCUGCAUCCUAUCCAAAGGAUGGUCCGACAGACUCGACAAGAUCGGCGCAACCGAGCCUGAAGUCCUCCCAGAGGAAAUCCUGCAAAUCAAGUCUGCACCCCACGACUGGCUGUUCACGCAGGUUGAUGCUGUAACCCAUCACGGUGGUUCUGGAACCACUGGAGCGAGUCUUAGAGCUGGCAAGCCUACGAUUAUUAAGCCCUUCUUUGGAGACCAGUUUUUCUAUGGCGGGCGAGUGGAGGACCUUGGUGUUGGGAUUUACCUUCGGAAGCUCAAUGUGAGCGUCUUCGCGCGCGCGCUGUGGGAAGCUACGCAUAGUGAAAGGAUAAUUGCCAAGGCGAAUCUGCUGGGAGAGCAGAUCAGAAGCGAGGAUGGCGUGGAUACGGCGAUACAAUGCAUAUACCGCGACAUGGAAUACGCCACUGGUCUCAUUAAGCGGAAGUCCGGCAGCCACGAAGGGUUAGCUGAAGAUAUCGAGGAGAGCUGGACGUUCAUAGGCGACGACAACGACCCGGAACUCAUGAGCCGCAUUCACGCAUGGGAUCCGCGUGUGGUACUUGCACACUCGAGGGACUUCACGGAAUCACAGCCAAAGGAUGCGGCCAAGCCAAAGUCUCUGGUUCCGACGCCAACGUGUGAGACUCCGCUGCCUGCUGAACAGGAGGCGGGAAGCAAGUGAUUUGGUGCAGGGGUAGGAUUGGACGUAUAUUACUAAUAUUGUGACGAGGCGCUGUUGGUGAUGGGGGAGCGUUUUUACGAUUGGUAUGGACGGUGUUAUCGAGUGCUGGCCUUGAUGAUAGAUUGGCAUGGUGGAGUGUAGGUGGUUAGUAAAUCCGUAGCCCUAUGAGCAUAUACAAGACACUCCUUAUAUAUAGGUUUCUAUUCCUUUGUAUAGCCUCAUAUGGCCUCAAAUAAGCUCCAAGAACGAUGGUCGCGGCUGUGCAAGGAGCAAGGGAUCGGUUGUUGCCUUAGGACGUCUAUGCAUCCCACCCCAACAAUCCAACCAAUCACUCCACCCGACUCCUUCGCCCGCAACGGAGGCAAAUGGCAUAAAAGGUUGCUAAGGCCCCCCGACCUUCGAAAAGCACCUUUCAGAAGUACGGAAGCGGCCGC
This is a messenger RNA of Pseudogymnoascus destructans, 5301 nucleotides long. RefSeq names its product Sterol 3-beta-glucosyltransferase (gene ATG26). The coding region runs from base 548 to 4867 and encodes 1439 amino acids. NCBI's taxonomy places the organism in Eukaryota, Fungi, Ascomycota, Leotiomycetes, Thelebolales, Thelebolaceae. Gene Ontology annotation, biological process: carbohydrate metabolic process. The record is from RefSeq and is a predicted model, not a curated record. Gene Ontology annotation, molecular function: hexosyltransferase activity; UDP-glycosyltransferase activity. The transcript is spliced from 5 exons.